CACCAGCUACACUACAAUCUUAGGAGGCAUGAAGUUGAUUCCUUAAACCAAUCUUACAUGGAUCUUCAAUAAUAUAAGUCUCCCAAAGGGUUUAGAGUCAGAAGCACAAGAAGUAGCCUAGAGAAAUAGAACACAGAUGAAAAUGGAAUUCUCAUCAUACUACCUUCCUGAAGAAAUGAUGAUUGAAAUUCUUCUGAGGCUACCCAUCAAGUCUCUCCUUCAGUUCACCUCUGUUAGCAAAUCUUGGAACACCCUUAUUAAACACAAUACCUUCAUCAAAAACCACCUCAAACUCACUUCAAACAGAAUCACCAGAGAUGGCCCUCUGCUCCUUCUCAGGCAUUGCCCCAGAGAGCCCAAUGUAGAGCAGUAUUCUCUACAUUUAGACAACCACACCUUCCAAGAGUACUCAAAACCACAACUUCCAGCUAAGAGCUUCAAUGAGUGUUUCCGAAUUGUGGGUUCGUGCAAUGGAUUAAUCCUCCUCUCAGAUGAUUACGUGACCGAGACCAAUAACUUCAUUCUAUGGAACCCCUCAAUUCGAAAGUCCAUCACUAUUCCUAAACCUCAUAUCUCACACUCUGAAGACUAUACAGUUUACGGGUUUGGGUUUGAUGCUGAGAGAGAUGAUUACAAGAUAGUGCAGCUGGUGUAUGAAGGUCACAACAGAGGUAGCCCUGAAGUUGAGCUCUACUCACUCAAUUCAAGGUCUUGGAAAAGCAUUACUGCAGCUUCUCCCAAGCAUGAGAUUGCUCGGAGUAUGUGGUCUCAGGUUUUUGUUAAUGGGUUUAUCCAUUUCAUAGGGUAUUCUAAGAAAGGAGAAGCUUUUCACAAUGUUGUUUUGGGAUUUGAUGUGUGUGAAGAGGUUUUUCAUGAGAUUAAAAUGCCAGAGGACUUGGCUUCUGAGGCGCCAAACAUGUUCAUUUCAGCCAUUGGCAAGUCCCUUUCUGUGCAACACUAUGAUAUUAUACAUAACUGUUGGAAUGUAUGGGUUAUGAGAGAGUAUGGGGUGGUGGAGUCAUGGACAAAGCAAUUCACCAUUGAUAUUCUCACCCCAAACUAUCGGGUAACAAGGGUUUUGGGGUCUAGCAAGAAUGGUGAGUUUCUUUUAGAAAUGUAUAAAGGAAAGAAGGGAGAGAUAGUCCUUCAUGAUCCGAAGAAAAACACAAAUGAGCUUCUUGGAAUUUAUACAGAUCCAGGAUGCACAUGUCUUGAAUAUUACAUGGAGAGUCUAGUUUUACUUGAUAAAGCAACUUGAUAUGCAGAUUCCAUGGAGCAAGAAGAGGAAGAAUAACAGAAAUCUGAUUGCACCCUCAGGGCUGCAGCUACUUGAUCAUAUGGUUAAGUAUACUGGAAGAUAUAUGUAAUAUUUCGUUUUACUGAAGUAGUGUUGAAUUAUAAAUUUUUUAUAAUUUUCAUGCUCUUGAACCA
Rosa rugosa (rugosa rose) is the source of this 1431-nucleotide messenger RNA. RefSeq names its product F-box/kelch-repeat protein At3g23880-like. The record is from RefSeq and is a predicted model, not a curated record. Gene Ontology annotation, molecular function: protein binding. Bases 137 to 1258 code for a protein of 373 amino acids. The transcript has a single exon. NCBI's taxonomy places the organism in Eukaryota, Viridiplantae, Streptophyta, Magnoliopsida, Rosales, Rosaceae.